Messenger RNA from Lytechinus variegatus (green sea urchin), 3205 nucleotides. Its product is annotated as lysosomal alpha-glucosidase-like. Gene Ontology annotation, biological process: carbohydrate metabolic process. Gene Ontology annotation, molecular function: carbohydrate binding; alpha-1,4-glucosidase activity. The record is from RefSeq and is a predicted model, not a curated record. Lineage: Eukaryota; Metazoa; Echinodermata; Echinoidea; Temnopleuroida; Toxopneustidae. The transcript has a single exon. Bases 135 to 3020 code for a protein of 961 amino acids.
AAAACCUUGUCAUGUUCAGAUUAUAUUAUUUUAAUCUAACCUGUAAAAUCUAUUUUAGGAAGGCAGUAUAGUAUAUCAUCCUCGGAAACAUACUCAGAAAGCAAAAUGAUACUAUAGCUGCAUGCUUGCAUUGCAUGUACGCCAGUUUCAAAGGUCAACGGGCUUUGUAUGAAAGAAAAUGCAGCACAAUAGUGUCAGGUGAUUCGGUAGAUCACGUGAUAUUGACGCUCAUAAUAAUAUCGUGGUCGAUAUGCUUUCUCAUGUGUGUUUAUGCAUACUACGUAGAUAGUGUACUUACUGGGUACUUCGUGUUUCUGAAUGCAGCGCCACAUGUGGAUAAGAUGAUGGAUCCCAUCUUUGUGAAACGCAUGCUGCUUUUGUUCUGUAUUAUUGCAUCUACUCAUGGUAAACAGUGUGGACAAGUGGAUGAUAAUCAUCGAUUCGACUGCCACCCAGAGUUGGAUGCAUCUAAGCAGAAAUGUGAAGCACGGGGUUGCUGCUGGGCUCCGGGGAAGUCUCCGGCACGGGACCCCGCUGUUGACGCGAAGUUUGAUGUGCCGUACUGUUACUAUCCACUUGAUUAUCCGGGUUAUAUCAAUGGAGUGCCAACCCCUACCGAGUAUGGCUUCACUGUCAAUCUUACGAGAACUACAAAAAGUUAUUAUCCGAAGGAUGUUAUGAAUUUGAAGAUGGACGUACUGUAUGAAACUGAUAGCCGUCUUCACAUCAAGAUUUAUGAUGCUGAUCGUAGGAGGUUUGAGGUACCUAUCCAGACACCACCUUUCACAUCAAAGGCAGGGAAUCCUAUGUACGACGUGCAGCUAGCAUCAACUUCCGGUUUCACUGUUACCAGAAAGACCAGUAAAGAAGUGGUUUUCAACACCACCAUCAAUCCAGGGUUCAUUUUCUGCGACCAGUUCAUCCAGAUCUCCUCGUCUCUCUCGUCCUCGUACAUCUACGGACUUGGGGAGCAUCGUAGCAGUCUGGCGCUGCCAAUAGACUGGCGGAGGUUCACCUUCUGGGCCAGAGAUCAAUCCCCAAGUCCAAACAUCAACCUUUAUGGCGUUCAUCCACUUUACUACAACCUGGAACCGAAUGGAGAUACUCAUGGAGUGUUUCUCUUGAAUAGCAAUGCUAUGGAUGCAAUUCUUCAGCCAGCCCCAGCCAUAACAUACAGAACAAUUGGUGGAAUUCUAGACUUCUACAUCUUCCUUGGCGAUGACCCCAUCGAUGUGGUUAAGCAAUACCAGGAUGUCGUGGGGAAUCCAUUCAUGCCGCCUCUGUGGGCAUUGGGUUUCCACCUCUGCCGCUGGGGAUACAACUCAGUAAAUGGCACUAUGGCUGUUGUAGAAAGAAUGAGGGAAGCGUCGAUUCCCCAGGAUGUGCAGUGGAAUGACAUUGAUUACAUGGAAGGAGAGAAAGAUUUCACCCUGAACCCUACCACGUACAACAAUUUGACCAAGUUGGUUGCAGACCUGCAUGCUAGUGGCCUUCAUUAUGUCCCCAUUUUUGAUCCAGCAAUAAGCAGUUCUCAAUCGCCCGGUAGCUAUCCGCCUUAUGAUACAGGUGUCACUGACAAUAUCUUCACGAAGGCUGAUGACGGAAGUAUCUUCAUCGGUAAAGUAUGGCCAGGAGACACGGCUUAUCCUGACUGGUUCCAUCCUAAUGCGACACGCUGGUGGCAGACACUUGCAGGGAAGUUCCACAAUGCAGUCGAUUUUGAUGGCAUGUGGCUUGACAUGAACGAACCCUCCAAUUUUGUAGAUGGAAGACUACCAGGCGGCUGUUCAACCAAUAGCACUUAUGACAAUCCUCCAUAUGUACCCGGAGUUGGGGGUAAUUCUUUAUAUUCCAAGACCUUGUGCCCAUCUGCACGUCAACAUGCUGGUCUUCAUUACGAUGUCCACAGUUUAUAUGGACUUUCUGAGGUCAGAGUCUCCUACAUGACUUUGACAAACAUUCAAAAGAAGCGUCCAUUCAUCAUCUCCCGUUCCACCUUUCCGUCGUCUGGGAGAUACGCUGGCCACUGGUUGGGGGACAAUGUUAGUGAAUGGCCAGAGAUGCAUGCUUCCAUCAUAGGUAUACUAAAUUUCAAUAUGUUUGGAAUCCCAAUGGUAGGAGCCGACAUCUGUGGUUUUGGUGGCAACACAACAGAGGAACUUUGCACACGCUGGAUGCAGUUAGGAGCUUUCUAUCCGUUCUCGCGGAACCACAAUAGUCUUGGCAUGGUAGACCAGGACCCAGCUGUAUUCAGUAAGGCCAGCCAGGAUUCCAGCAGGGAUGCUCUGCUAAAUCGCUACUCUAUCAUACCUUUUCUUUACACAUGGUUUCAAAUGGGCAAUGCCAAUGGCAGUAUGAUGGCUCGGCCACUCUUUUUCGACUUCCCCUAUGAGCCAGCUCUCUAUGACAUUGAUACCCAGUUCAUGCUUGGCGAGGAGCUACUGGUCAGUCCUGUCCUCACAGAGGGCGCCACCACGGUUAAUGCAACAUUCCCUCCUGGACGCUGGUACAGCAAUGAUGCAACCAUCACGGGGGAACCACCAAUGACAUUCACCAAGACAACAUCUGUGGUUCUGGACGCUCCCUUAAACAAGAUCAACCUUCACUUUAGGGGAGGUUUCGUCGUCCCCACGAUGAUUCCUCAACAGACCACCACCAAGAUGGUAGAGAACCCCUUGAUGAUCUUACUCAUCUGUUUGGACGUAGACGGAACGGCUAAGGGUCACAUGUACUGGGAUGAUGGCGAGUCCAUCGGGUCAUUUGAAAAUGGACAUUAUACAUGGUGGAGCUUCAGUGCCAAGAACAACGAGAUGAUGUCAACGAUUGACCAUGACGGCUUUGAAGGGUCGUCCAAGAUGAGCUUCUUCGGGUUUCUCGUUGAAGGGGUAUCGACCAAGCCCACCCAGGUCACCGCCAAUGGCCAGACGUGUCAGUUUGAAUAUUUGCAAACUUCUCAAAUUCUUGAUAUUACCUGUCCAAAAAUGCCUUUUAACAAACCAGUGACAUUGAAGUGGAGCUAGGAACAUUUGAUAAACUUUUAGUUCCUCCAGAUUUGUUGUAGUAAGAUAUGUUCAUGAUUUUAUGUGAUUGGUUUCUAUGCUCAUGUUUGUUACCUUUAUUCGAGAUUUUCAUAAAGGCAAGAAUGCCGAUUACCCUAUGUAAACCUACGAGUCUGGUGUAAGGUUCAAGUUUACAAAGGACUACG